Messenger RNA from Acanthosepion pharaonis, 465 nucleotides. Lineage: Eukaryota; Metazoa; Mollusca; Cephalopoda; Sepiida; Sepiidae. The record is from the annotation of a GenBank genome assembly.
AUGACUGUUACUUCUUUUUUAUUUUCUAUUCCCUUUGUAUUGCUUUUUUUUUCUUAUCUUUUUGAUUGUUUUCUUUUUUUCUAUCUUUCUUUAUCUGUUUUACAUUCACACUUUUUUUUCUUUCUCUUCUUUUUCCUUUCUCAUUUUUCUGUUAUUUUUCAUUCUUCUUCUUCUUCUUCUUCUUUUCCUCCUCCUUCCCCUUUUUUUACAGAAACCAUUUUCUUGUUCCUUGAUAUCAUUCAAUUUUUAUCCUUAGUCAUCCAUUCUUUCUUUCCUUUUCUACUUUUUAACUAUAAUUCUUUUAUUUAUUUAUUUUUUUCCCUUUUUAUUCACACUUCUUUUACUUUUUCAAAUAAGAAAUUUUCUUUCACCUCUUUUUUUCUUUUUGCUUUUCUUCAGUUGCUUUCAUUCUUAACUUUCUUUACAUCUUCAUUAUCUUUUUUUCAUUUUCUUUCCUUCUUUUGA